Messenger RNA from Hermetia illucens (black soldier fly), 1705 nucleotides. Its product is annotated as vanin-like protein 1. The record is from RefSeq and is a predicted model, not a curated record. The coding region runs from base 40 to 1650 and encodes 536 amino acids. The transcript has 6 exons. Lineage: Eukaryota; Metazoa; Arthropoda; Insecta; Diptera; Stratiomyidae.
AAAGCGUUCACUGGGUCUCUCUAAUUUCCUCGGUGAGCUAUGGAAGUGAUAGAAGUAAUUACCAUAGUCCUUCUUGCUUUGGCGGUUCUAGGUGCUAGAAUUAUUGGUGCAUACCCAAGUGAAAAAGAUUACUACACUGCUGGCGUGUUGGAAUAUAAUUUCUUUACUUCCAACAAAUCGUUCAGAGAAUCCGUAGAGCUGAACCUUAAUGAAUAUGUGCGUUUCAUAAAACUCGCUAAGAGUAAAGAUGUUGAAAUCUUAGUAUUUCCGGAAGCGACACUUAAUCUUUACUUCGUCGAUGUUCGAGAACAGAUUAGUGAAUAUGCCGUGGUUAUUCCAGACCCAAAGCUCGAAAUUGCGCCAUGCGAAUAUGAGGAGGAUUAUUCAUUCAUUUUAGUGGAACUCUCAAAGGCUGCCAGAGACAAUCAGAUUUAUGUACUAGUCAACGUGGUUGAAAAAGAUUUUUGUACAUGGGGAUCAGAUGCAUGCAAACCUCCAUAUAAUGUUCAAAAUGAUGGUUACAGUCUCUACAAUACUAACAUAGUUUUCGAUAGAAAGGGACGCAUAAUAUCCAGAUAUCGUAAAGUGAAUCUUUUCAUUGAACCCAGUACAAAUGAUCCUCUAGAUCAACCAUUGCCCAUCUUUGAAACAGAUUUUGGUGUAAAAUUUGGACACUUCAUUUGUUACGAUAUUUUGUUUAAAUAUCCUGCAAGGACAUUAGUCCAGCAAGAGAAUAUCACGAACAUCCUUUACCCAACAUUUUGGUUUGAAGGUCUUUCUUACUUCAUAGCCGAAACCAUACACCAGGGCUGGGCUUAUAGCAACAAUGUAAACUUCUUGGUUUCUGGUGCGAAUGUCCUUCGAAUGGGAACAACUGGAGCAGGAAUCUACUUUGGUCGCAAACGGAUCCAAGUGAUAGAAACAAAGUCAGAUCCGAUAAGAAAAUUAUAUACCGCGAAGGUACCCAAAAAUGUCAGAGCAGAUUUCAAAUUCGAAGAACCUCAAAUUUGGGAGGAAAGUUCAGCGGCAGAUCUUCUCAAGGUGCGCGUAAAAGAAAACUGGAUAUCUGACUAUCCUGUUUUCUUUCCUAUUGAAGAGCCACAGAAAACUAUAUGCGUCAAUGACGAAAAAAUAUGUUGUACUGUUGAGGUUAAGAGAAGAAACCUUAAAGUUCCUGACGGAGCGGUGUCUUAUAAAUAUGCGCUAAGCGUCAACUACACCACGAAGCUUUACAUAGAAAGACGAAAUUUAGGAGAAAUAACUUGUGCCAUUGUGGCAUGCACCGGAGAUACCAUGGAUACUUGCGGAAGAAGAUUUCAUACCAAAAAUGUGGCCCCAGGAACAGAAUUCGAACACAUCAAAAUUACAGCCAGAAUUCGUUCAGAGCAGUUUGAAGAUGUGAUGAUCCAACCAAACACUGCGAGUACAGGGCUCUUACCAUUUGAUGUGUGGAGGUAUACUCUAACCGAGACUGAUGUAUAUAGUGAUCUAAGUUACACCUACAAGAAUUUCACAAUUGAGUCGACGACAGCGGUGUCCGACUUUUUGGUAUACGGACUGUUUGGACGUGACUUUACCAUGGACUACGACAAAAUGGAAGAUGUUGCCCGUUUUUACGAGAAAUCACACCAUAAGAUACAUUUGGUUUGAAGUUACUGUCAACACUGUCAACUCCAAUAUGUGUAUUAAAGUGGAGUACAUGCAG